Molecule: messenger RNA, 2332 nt
Organism: Jaminaea rosea
Lineage: Eukaryota; Fungi; Basidiomycota; Exobasidiomycetes; Microstromatales
Exons: 2
Coding region: 195-2129 (644 amino acids)
Biological process (GO): exocytosis; endocytosis; maintenance of cell polarity
Cellular component (GO): cytosol; intracellular membrane-bounded organelle; membrane
Molecular function (GO): sterol binding
Source: RefSeq, a predicted model, not a curated record
CCGUUCGUUGGCUUCCUCUCUGCGACGCCUCGACUUGUCCAACUCUUUGUUUCCUCUCUACACCAUCUCUAGAUUGCUAGCAGAUCUCACUGCUCGUCGUUUCGACACCAUCAUCCAACCAGCCUCCCGCGUCAUUGGCCGCCGCCGCUGCAGCGACUGCCACGACUGCCACGACUGACCAUCACAACGUCGUCAUGUCCUCCACUCAAGAUGCAAAACCACCACCAUCGGCCGUAGAUGCUGACAAUGCCUCAGCAGAUGAGAUUGAAAAGGCGCCCGAGUCGGUGGCCAUGACCGAUGCAGAGGAACUCGACGCUGCCAAUGACAAGGACAAUUCAGACUCGGGCAAGCUCAAGACGCUCAUGGGCGUAUUGAAGCGAAUGAUCGGCGUAAAGGAUAUGGCCGCCAUUCGCCUUUCCCUCCCCGCCAAUCUCCUCGAACCCGUCCCUAACUUGGAGUACUGGAACUACCUCGAUCGAGGUGAUAUCUUCUCUUCCAUUGGGGAGUUGGAUGACCCCUUAGACCGCAUGCUCCAAGCGCUGCGCUUCGCAUUGACAAAGGAGCUCAAGUUUGUCCAUGGCAAGGUCUGCAAGCCCUACAACUCCAUCCUCGGGGAACAUUUCCGCUGCCACUGGGACAUCGAUGGCAUGAAGGCGUCGAGCGACGGGGGCAUCGUGCCCGUCCAGUGUGUCAACAAGAGCAACCCGUCCACUCUUUCUACGAGCACCUCCAAGCCAGGAGGGCUCACCGCGACGAGCUCGCGAACCUCACGGCCCAACAACAGCCGUGCAGCCAGUACCAGCUCGACAGCUACUACCACGACCAACAACGAUGAGGCGGCAGCACCUAAGCGUAAAGGGCUGGGAAGGCUCCUCUCAAAGGAAAAGGUUACCAAGCCCCUGACGAAUGCGGCAGGUGGGGGCAGCAGUGGGGCUGGAAGCUCCAAGAGCUCAACCAAGUCGCCCGUUCUCGCACCAACGGCAGAGGAAGGAGACGAUUCCUCGAGCUUGGCAGGAACAGUUGACAAGCUGUCUCUCAGCGAUGCAAAGAGCACAGGGGGUACCUCACCAUCGUCCGGCCAGACGCUCGCUGGUGGGCCACGUCGUAUCACCUUCUUGACGGAACAGGUCUCUCAUCACCCGCCUAUCUCGUCCUUCUUUGUUGAGUGCAAGGAUACCGGGGUACAGCUGUACGGUGUUGAUCAGUUAAGCGCCAAGUUCACGGGGACGGCAGUCAAGGUCUUCCCCGGCGAGCACAACAAGGGUAUCUUCGUCCGCCUCACAGACGAUUCACCUCUGGGCAAGUCCGUAUCAGGGGAAGAGUAUCAGAUCACCCACCCGACUGCGUCCAUCAACGGGCUUCUGCGCGGCUCCCUCUGGGUAGCAAUCUGCGACACCCUCUACGUCACCUGUCGCGGUGGUGAGCGCUCUGACUCAAAACGUCUUAGAGCCAUCGUAGAGUACAAGGACGAGUCAUGGCUCAUGAAGGCCAAGUAUGCCCUCGAGGGAGUCAUCUACGAGUACGACUCGCCCGAUGAUGCGGACCAGUACAAGGCUGUAAAGGACGUGCCUGGCGACAAGGUCGUUGCGACCUUUGAGGGCACCUGGCGAGGCAAGAUCACCUGGAAGCGCAAGGGCGAAAAGGAGCCGCGCCUCCUUAUCGACUUGGACGAGAUUGAGCCACUGCCCAAGACGGUGCGCCCUCUCUCCAGCCAGGAGGACAUGGAAUCUCGUAAGAUCUGGCAGCCUGUCACUAAGGCGAUUCUGGACAAGGAGUACUCGGCUGCUACUCGCCACAAGCAGGUCAUUGAACAGCGUCAGCGAGAAGAAGCUGCGGAGAGGAAGAGGGUGGGAAAGAGCUUCACGCCGCGCUUCUUCGAGGAGGACAUCAGCGAUGGGAGACCGAGGUUGACGCAACAAGGACGCGAGGCCAUCGAUGGAGAGAGGGAGCUCAAAGGGUACGCUGAGGGACAAAAUGUCGCCGAGACGAGCAGGGAGGCCGCUGCUAAGAAUGCGGUCGAGGGUGGGGGCGGGCAUGGUAAAGCCGCCUCUACGCCGGCCAGCGCAGCCGGUGGUGAUGACGACGACGACGACGAUGAUGAUGGUCAGAGCUUCAGAAGCGCAGAAUAGGUACGAGGUACACUAGGCAUCGUCUGCCUUCUCUGAGCCGCACUGUUCCUCGCCCCCUCAUGACGUCUCGCGUACUCUUCCCCCACUUCGCAAGCUCUCUCGCGCUCUCUUCUCACGAAGCUCAGAUCCUUCCACUUAUCCUGGACGAGUAGUACCAUUUAUGCUGUUCUUGCCUCUCUACAUCAAUGAAUGAACGAAUGACA